UCUCUUCUCAAGGACACAAUUCUUUUAUCAAGAAUGGAGCAUGAAAGCAUAGACUGGAACAACAUCGAAUCGAUAUUCGAAGAAGAUGACACAUACGAGAAUAUCAAUGCGCCUAAAUGGGUUGAUCUUUCUGCUCCAUGUGAAACUAUGGAUGAUGAAGCCUGGUUCUGCAAACCUGGCUGCAAGCAUCCCAAGAGUGCAGAAGAUUAUCUUAAAUCAAAGCACUACUCUAAGGUGAAGUUGCUAAGGUCUAUGACUAUAUCUGAAAUUCUUCCUUUCAGGGAUAGAACUCGCAGAGAAGCGAAGGCUAAAAAUGGAGAAAAAGGGUCUAAAUCUGCAGAAAAUGUAAAUGAAGACAAUGAGAACAGGAACCCAAACUUAUCUACUCCACCUCUAAGAGCCAAGACUAUGCCUAAGAAAUUGGCAAAGAAAUCAUCUAUGGAGGAGAAAACUCAGUUGGAUGAUUUAAGAGACAAUUCAGCGAAGUCUGAUAAGAAGCGAGGUUUAAGGAGUACCUUCUCCGCGCGUAAUUUGGUAGCAGGACGAGAAAUUUUAAGUCAGAUAACAGAAUUCUGCGCUGAAUUGAAGAAAAUGGCAAGGAAAGGUUCAAAAAAAGGAGCACCAGAGAAGGCUCCGAAUGGUGUUUUGGGUGAAUUGAAGGAGAGGGUAAGAGAAAGAGAGAGGAUGCCUCUGCUUGUGGUUAAAGAAAGCAAGUCUAAAGAGCAUGUGUAAAUGAAACAGGGGAAAUAGAGAAUUGUUAUUGAACAAGCAUUAAAAAGUUUUGUGCCAGUAGGACCUAGUUGCAUUGUUAUUUUUUUUUAUGUUUUUUCAUCAACAGGUAAUCUUGGACUGAUUUUGUGACAAAUUCUCUAAGAAUAAUACCAAGCCAUGAUUUUAUCAA
Molecule: messenger RNA, 901 nt
Organism: Theobroma cacao (cacao)
Lineage: Eukaryota; Viridiplantae; Streptophyta; Magnoliopsida; Malvales; Malvaceae
Source: RefSeq, a predicted model, not a curated record